UUUGCUUUUGGCCACCUCUCGUCGCGGGUCCACCUUUGGGAUCUGUUUGUUACACGAACCCUCGCAUUACAUCGUCUCUGGAAUAGUCUGUCAAGAUGGGUGGCGGAGACUUGAACAUGAAAAAGUCCUGGCACCCGCUCCUGUUGAAGAAUCAGGAGCGGGUCUGGCUUGAAGAGAAGAAGGCGCUUGAGGAGAAGAAGAAGCUCGACCAGCUCCGUAAGGAGAAAGAGGAAGAGCGGCAGUUGCAGGAGCUUCAACGACUGCAGGAAGAGUCGACGGGAAAGAAACGAGUCGAGAAGCUGGAUUGGAUGUAUGCUACUCCUGCAACUGGGAGUAGCCAGAACCAGAACGAACUGGAGGACUAUCUCCUGGGGAAGAAGCGCGUUGACAAGAUGCUCACGGCAGAUGAGAAUGCUAAGGUUGGCGCUGCCCACAAGAACUUCAUUGCCACCCAAUUUGCGAACACCUCAAGAGACACAGCUGCGAAGAUUCGGGAGGACCCGCUGUUUGCCAUAAAGCAGCAAGAGCAGGCCGCCUACCAACAGCUUAUGUCCAAUCCCUUACGUUUGCGCGAAAUGCAAGAGCGCGCUGGUAUCAAACCGAAGAAGGACAAGAAGGAAAAGAAACAUAAGGACAAGCACUCCAAGAAAGACAAGCACCGACACAGAGAUCAUGAGCACUCGCGUUCGCGUUCACCCGUCUCUGACCGCGGUCGUUCCCGCUCAUACGAUGAGAGGCCUUCCAGGUCGAGACGCUCACCGAGCCCUAACAGCCGACGUUCCCGUUCUCCGCCUCCCAAGCGGCGUUACAGCGACGAGUACCGGGGCCGCAGUCGCAGCCCCGACGAUCGCCAUCGUCGGCCUAGUCCAAGCUAUGAGACGGGUCGCGAGGAUCGCAUCCGUACUUGGCCGCGCUCAGAUGAAUCGGAUGACAAUGGCCACCAUUCUCGUCGGGACCGGAGUUACGAGCGUCGGCCAGAUGACCGGAAACGGGGGCGCAGCCGUAGCCGUAGCCCUCCCCGCCACGACCGUCCUGAUUAUAAGAGGUCGAGGAGGACUCCCCCUCCGUCCCGAGACUCUCGCCCUGCUGAAUCAUCAAGAUCGGGCUACUCUGCCGAGGAACGCGCAGCUCGUCUGGCAGCAAUGUCUUCGAACGCGCAGAGCAUGACAGUCGAGCGCAAGGAACGGCUCACCACUCUUCUGGAACAGGAGAAAGCGGAGGCAGAAGCAGAGGAAAGGCUACGCUCGAAGUCGAAGGGCAUGGCUGGUUUCCUCAGUUCAGAGCAGAAGAGGGUAUUUGGCGGUCAGGGUGGCUUGGAAGAGAGGAUCAAGCGAGGGCGUGGUGGCUUGGUCGCUGAGAGGGACUGA
Molecule: messenger RNA, 1367 nt
Organism: Gloeophyllum trabeum ATCC 11539
Lineage: Eukaryota; Fungi; Basidiomycota; Agaricomycetes; Gloeophyllales; Gloeophyllaceae
Exons: 3
Coding region: 96-1367 (423 amino acids)
Biological process (GO): mRNA splicing, via spliceosome
Cellular component (GO): U2-type spliceosomal complex
Source: RefSeq, a predicted model, not a curated record